Molecule: messenger RNA, 1932 nt
Organism: Staurois parvus
Lineage: Eukaryota; Metazoa; Chordata; Amphibia; Anura; Ranidae
Source: the annotation of a GenBank genome assembly
AUGGAAGCAAGAAGUAAAAAGCAGUUUAAAUCCAAAAGGACACCUCAGAAUACAUCUCCCAAGGGUACCACUUUUAGGAAAAAAGCAUUUGGCUCCCCAAAAAAUCAUGGCAAAGAUACUGCACGGAGUCCAAAGGGAAAUACUAAAGUAAAUAAAUUUGAAAAGGGCAAGAAAAUGGCUACCCAAAAGGGAGGCAAAGCUGGUGUGAAACAAUUUGCAUCCAAGAAGGCAAAACAGGGAGAUGGCUUUACAAAGAAAAGGAAACGUUCAGCAGAGGACCAAGAAGGCAAUACUGAAGCCAAGAAGCCAAAAUGGGAAGACUUCAAAAAAAAGAAGAAGGAAUUAAAACAAACCAGGCAACUCAAUGACAAGAGUAACUAUGACGUCAUGACAAAGUCCAAGCAGAUUUGGGAAUCAAUUAGGAGAAAAGACUGUGAUGCCAAAAAAAGAGUCAAGUUAAUGGACGAGCUUGAGAAGCUGCUUCAAGGGAAUGUGAAAAGUAUUGCAUUUGCUCAUGAUACAACCAGGGUCAUCCAGUGUUACAUAAAACACGCCAAUGAAAAAAGAAGGCAAGAUGUUUUUGAUGAACUUAAAGAACACAUAGUGGACUUGAGCAAGUCAAAGUAUGCCAGAAAUAUUGUGAGAAAAUUUCUAAUGUAUGGGUCGAAAUCCCAAGUGGCUGAAAUAAUUAAAAGCUUUAAAGGACAGGUGAAGAAAUUGUUGAGGCAUUCAGAGGCUUCAUACAUUGUCGAAUAUGCAUAUAAUCACAAAGCCAUUUUAGAGCAGAGGAACAUGCUAUGUGAAGAACUUUAUGGAAAUACAUUCCGUUUCUACAAGUCUACAGUUCAUCCUUCUUUAGAUAAAGUAUUAGAGGCUCAACCUCAGAAGCAAGAAUCUAUCCUGGAGGAAAUGAAACAGAUCCUUGUACCGCUUGCACAAAAGGAGGCUGUAAUCAAACAUUCUUUGGUGCAUAAAGUUUUCCUGGACUUUUUUUGCCAUUCAUCCCCAAAAAUAAAAUCGGAAAUGAUUGAAGCUAUCAGAGAAGCUGUGAUGUACAUCAUCCAUACACAUGAUGGUGCCAGAGUGGGAAUGCACUGCAUAUGGCAUGGGACACCUAAGGACAGAAAAAUUUUUACAAAAACCAUGAAGACAUUUGUUGAAAAAGUGGCCACAGGAGAAUUUUCUCAUCUGGUCUUGCUGGCAAUGUUUGACUGUAUUGAUGAUACCAAGCUUGUGAAGCAGUUAAUCAUUUCUGAACUGGUUAGUGCUUUGCCCAAUAUAAUCAAUGACAAGUAUGGAAGAAAAGUGCUGCUCUAUUUGCUAUGCAGACGAAGUACUUCACAUUUUCUACCAGAGAUAAUUGAAGUGCUCAAACAAGGAGAUUGUAACGCACACAGCAAAAAGGAUCCCGACAUGAGGCAUAGAGAACUACUAGACGCUAUAUCAGGACCCUUGCUAAAAUAUCUUGGGGAGAACAUAAAAGACUUGGUUUUACAGAAUACUAUGUGCACCAUGAUUACAAAUAUUUUACUGUAUGCACUGGGAGACCCACAGCCUGUCAUGUCUGCCAUUGCCACUAUAGCAGCAGAAGAUUUUGUGCCAGGUGGCACAGAUGGAGAGCUUCACAUUGCAGAACACGCUGCAGGUCACCUAGUGCUGAAAUGGUUGUUAAAGCAAGACAAAGACUUAAAAGAACGUGGUAAAGAAGGUUGCUUUGCUAGAACAUUAGUAGAUUGUGUGGGCCUCAAGAAACUGAGUAGUUGGGCACAAGUAAAUAGAGGGGCCAUAGUACUUUGCUGCCUUCUUCAGAGUUCAGAUGAGGACGUUGCCACUGAAGUGAAAAACGGACUCAAAGGCCUUGUGGAUAAAGCAGAAGACUCUAAAAACUCAAAGGCAAUCAAGACCCUGAUAGAAAGCUUAAAUUCUCCCUAG